UGUAUGUAUACAUAUAUUUGUUUCUUUCAUCUCUUUGUUUCUAUUUAGUUCUGUUUUGUCUUCCUCUUUCCUUUUUGGGAAGAGAGAGAACAACAAUUUGUUUUGGUAUAACCACUCAGUAUCCAAUACCUACUGAACCAACUAAUUUGAAUUCUCGUUUCUAGGGCCCGUUAAAAGGAAAAGCCUACCCUACCAAGAAUUUCUCCAUUUUAAGGUCUUGAGCCCGAGAUAUCUCUAAUUAAGGGUUGAGGGAUCUCGUCGAUGGAAAAUUUUCAUGCUAAAGAUGAAGUAUGUGUUGCUACAAAUGAUAGAAAUAUGAAAGCCGAGUCAAUAACUUUGUCUCCUCUUCACGAAGGAAUAUCGAAGCUAUUAUCUCAAUGGCCAGGAUUGCAAAUGGCUAUUGAAAAUGAAUGGGGUGGUCAAGAUUCUCCUAAAAAAUCAAAACAACUUUCCUCUGAUAUUUUUUCUUGCCUUUCUCAAUCAAAUGCAGCAGCGGUUGGUGUAGAGGACGUAGAGAAUAUGCUUUACGAAAGGUUGCUACUUUCUUUCAACACUGACAUUGAUGAUGGAAGCAUUGAGGAGGUUGCGGAGCAAUUAAUGACUCUUCGUGAGGAAUAUGUUCAAGGGAAAUCAUCUUACACAACCAAGAAAUAAUUGAAUGGUACAAUAUUCAACAUUUUCAAUGUCAAUUAUUCAAAAUUGGAGUAUAUAUUUGAUUUUUAAAGCAAACUAAGUGUAGCA
This is a messenger RNA of Lycium ferocissimum, 741 nucleotides long. RefSeq lists its product as uncharacterized. The transcript has 3 exons. Lineage: Eukaryota; Viridiplantae; Streptophyta; Magnoliopsida; Solanales; Solanaceae. Bases 262 to 654 code for a protein of 130 amino acids. The record is from RefSeq and is a predicted model, not a curated record. Gene Ontology annotation, biological process: maturation of SSU-rRNA from tricistronic rRNA transcript (SSU-rRNA, 5.8S rRNA, LSU-rRNA). Gene Ontology annotation, cellular component: nucleus.